Messenger RNA from Apus apus (common swift), 6118 nucleotides. It is a transcript of the gene NAA25, whose product is annotated as N-alpha-acetyltransferase 25, NatB auxiliary subunit. Gene Ontology annotation, biological process: N-terminal peptidyl-methionine acetylation. NCBI's taxonomy places the organism in Eukaryota, Metazoa, Chordata, Aves, Apodiformes, Apodidae. The transcript has 24 exons. Bases 14 to 2929 code for a protein of 971 amino acids. Gene Ontology annotation, molecular function: protein binding; protein-N-terminal amino-acid acetyltransferase activity. The record is from RefSeq and is a predicted model, not a curated record. Gene Ontology annotation, cellular component: cytoplasm; NatB complex.
CUGCGCUCUCAUCAUGGCGGCGCGGGGCCAUGUGCAGGACCCCAACGACCGGCGCCUGCGGCCCAUCUACGAUUAUCUCGAUAAUGGCAAUAAUAAAAUGGCAAUCCAGCAAGCGGAUAAACUGCUCAAAAAGCACAAGGAUCUUCACUGUGCAAAGGUUCUAAAGGCAAUUGGCUUGCAGAGAACUGGCAAGCAAGAUGAAGCAUAUGCUCUGGCACAAGAAGUAGCAGCACUUGAACCCACAGAUGAUAAUUCCUUGCAAGCACUAACUAUUCUUUACCGGGAAAUGCACAGACCGGAACUGGUAACUAAACUUUACGAGGCAGCUGUAAAGAAGGUUCCCAACAGUGAAGAGUAUCACUCUCAUCUCUUCAUGGCCUAUGCCAGGGUUGGAGAGUACAAGAAGAUGCAACAGGCUGGAAUGGCACUUUAUAAGAUUGUACCCAAAAAUCCUUACUAUUUUUGGUCUGUGAUGAGCCUGAUUAUGCAGUCUAUUUCAGCACAGGAUGAAAACCUCUCAAAGACGAUGUUUUUGCCACUAGCUGAGAGAAUGGUGGAAAAAAUGGUGAAAGAGGAUAAGAUUGAAGCUGAGGCUGAAGUUGAACUGUACUACAUGAUUCUGGAACGUUUGGAGAAGUAUAAGGAAGCCUUGGAUGUCGUGAGAGGAAAACUAGGGGAGAAGCUGACGAGUGAGCUCCAAAGCCGUGAGAACAAGUGUAUGGCGAUGUACAAGAAGCUGUGUAGGUGGCCAGAGUGCAACGCGCUGUCGAGAAGACUGCUGCUGAAAAACUCAGAUGAUUGGCAGUUUUAUAUAACUUAUUUUGAUUCAGUGUUUCAACUCAUUGAUGAAUCCUGGACACCUCCAGCAGAAGAAGAGCACUCUUUGGAAGGAGAGGUACAUUAUUCCAUAGAGCAAGCUGUGAAAUUUAUAGAAGAGAGGAUAACAGAAGAAUCUAAGAGCUCACGGCCACUCCGGGGACCAUAUUUAGCUAAACUGGAGCUGAUCAGACGUUUGCGGCACAGAGGUUGCAAUGAUGAAUAUAAACUAGGUGAUCCAGAAGAACUAAUGUUCCAAUACUUCAAAAAAUUUGGGGACAAGCCCUGCUGUUUUACUGAUCUCAGAGUAUUUGUGGAUCUCCUCCCAUCCAGCCAGUACACAAAGUUCAUCAGUCAGUUGCUGGGGAUAAUCCCCCUGUCGGCAGCUGGGGAGAGCUCCAUCGCGCUGCCGGCUGAUAUCAAAGCCCUGCAGCAGCACUUGUGUGUGGUGCAGCUCUCCAGGCUGCUCGGGAUCUACCACGCUAUGGACAAGAAGCAAAAGCUGACUGUGGUCCGGGAGCUGAUGCUAAGAUACCGCCAUGGAUUGGAGUUUGGAAAAUCUUGUUUGAAAACUGAAUUGCAGUUCUCAGAUUAUUACUGCCUGCUUGCAGUUCACCUGCUGCUCGAUCUGUGGCUAGAAGGUGAAGAGAUGGCUGUGUGGCAGUGCCUAACUCUCUUAGAAGAGGGGUUGUCUCAUAGCCCUUCUAAUGCUCAGUUUAAAUUGCUGCUCAUUCGAAUCUACUGCAGGCUUGGUGCAUUUGAACCUGUUGCAGAGCUGUAUUCCAGCCUUGAUGCGAAACACAUACAGCACGACACCAUCGGCUAUCUUCUGACACGAUAUGCAGAGUCACUUGGCCAUUAUGCUGCUGCAUCCCAAUCCUGCAAUUUUGCACUCAGGUUUUUCCACUCCAACCAGAAAGAUACCUCAGAAUAUAUCAUUCAAGCCUACAAGUAUGGUGCGUUUGAGAAGAUCCCAGAAUUCAUUGCAUUUAGAAAUAGGCUGAACUCUUCCCUUCACUUUGCGCAAGUUCGCACAGAACGGAUGUUGUUAGACCUCUUACUUGAAGCAAAUAUAUCAACCAGUUUAGAAGAAAGUAUCAAGUCUAUGAGUCUGAGCCCAGAGGAGGAUGACAUUCCGUGGAAAGAUUUGCAUGACAACAGAGACCUGACAGUCUUGUUUAACUGGGAUCCAAAAGACAGGGACAUUUCUGAAGAACAUAGGAAACUCUCCCUGGAGGAAGAAACCAUGUGGUUGCGAAUCCGGUCUUUAACUUUAAGGCUAGUAAGCGGACUCCCAACUCUUAGUCACACUAUUCAACCAAAGAACUCUGAAAAGACUGCAGAGAACGGCGUCUCGUCCAAGAUUGAUACAAUUCGAUCCCUGCUUCAGCAGCUGGAAGCAGCAGUGGAUGCAGGGAAGAAGUUUCUAGAACAAAAAAUUCAGUAUCCUGUCCUUGGCCCUCCUCCUACCCGAAUGGCUGGCUUCUUCAGUAAUGGCAGCUGUCAGUGCCAGACUAGCUUGUUUUAUCUUGUUAGUGAUAUUUAUGAACUAGAUACCAAUGGCUUAGAAGAUUCAGCAGAAAUCCAAGAGAGGAUAGGGAAUAGUUUCAAGUCUUUAAUAGAACGACUAACAGACUUGUUCAAUAAAUGUAAAGGUGAUUUGAUUGAAGUCAGAGAUGGCACCUUGAAAACUCAUCCAAAGCUGUUAGAAAACCUAGUCUUCUUUGUUGAGACGAUCUCCAUUGCCCUGUGGGUAUCAAGUUACUGUGACAGUGUCCUCCGACCGUUUAAAUCCAACCUGCAAAAAAAGAAGAAGAAAAAAAAAGAAAGCAGUGUAGCAAUGCCACCUAUAUUUACACAUUUUCUGGAUUAUGUUACUGAACUACAGACAUUAACUUCCAAUGUAAUAGAUCACAUCAAAGGGCUUGAAAUAAUUCUGACUGCACUAAAACUUGAAGAGCUGUCCCUCAAGGAUACUCUGCUUUUACAGGAAGAAAAAAAGUUUACAAAGACUGUACAAGGGAAGGUCCAGAGCAGUUACCAUCACUCAGUUCAGGAAAUUGGAGAGCUGCUGAAAAAGAGACUCGAUACGAUUAAAAAACUAAAGAUUUGAGGAAUGUGUCCUUGACAGACUCCACAAGGGAGUGACACCAGAGUCCCAGACAGAAGCAACAUCCAAUAUACCAUCACUUUAAUCCAGAACUUCCUCAUAGUGCAUGAAGGACUUAAAAUCAUAAAACAGUUUUUUUAGGUAUUACAGAUGUAUUGAGCUGAUUUAAAUUAUUGUACAUAAAUGAGAAGCCGGGACCCUUAUCAGGGUUUGACCACUUUUUAUACAUGUUCAUAAGCAUACUGCAACAGGAGAAAAUUAACUUUCUUCCCUUUUGAUCUCUCGAAACAACUGGAGAUGGACUUUAGAAGCAGCAAUAGAAAUCCAGUGUAAAGCAUAUAUCUCAAAGGAGUUGUAUUUUCUUCACCAUACAGUGUUUAUAAUUUUUGUAUGGUCCUUGCCUUAGAAAUGCAGAAAUUGUAGAUGCCUGUGUUCAGCCACCUCAAAUGAAACAAGCCCGUUCCAGAACUGCUUGUUUUGUCCACAAGCCACUUGGUCCUGCUGAAUUAACUCUGUGUGUUGGUCUGGUGGGGAGAGGGGAGGCUGUGCGGGAGGAACACCUCUGGUGCUGCCUUCAGCAGAGCCUGGCCAUCCCUCGCAGGGUGGGACAGAGCCCUGCCCUGGUGAGGCAGGAUCCUCUAAGGAGAGAACUGCAAGGGGAAGAGGUGGUGUCAGGGUACACACAGGUUGUUUUCACGUUCGGAAAAAAUUGCAAAUCCAAUGAGGAGCAAACUUUGCUGUUAAGCUUUAGAGAGAUAGGAAUCAGUGUUUCAGCAAAAAAGACAAAACCAGAGACCUUGUAUAUAAUAGCUGCAGUGAAGUCUGACACCGUGGUCUGAUUUCAUGUCAGUUUAAUGUAAAACAGCAAUCAUCAUUACUUUAAAAAAAUGUAUUUAGAUUACUGAAACUUUAAGACUUAAAUAUUUUAAUAGAAAUUAAACCCUAUUGGCUUUGGUUUUAAGUUGGCAGAGGUAAUUUUUGCUUCCGCUGUGGUAUGAGGCUGAGAAUACUUUUUGUAACCGUGCUUGCUGUUUGCAGUUGAUCUUUGAUUAUUCAAGUACUGGCUCUUUAGUCAUUUUGUUAGAAAGUGCAGUCGCAUCAUCUGCUCCCACUGAAUCUACAUUUCUGCUGUUGGUUUUGUUUUGUUUGUUGUUUUGUUGUUGGUUUUUUUUCCUUUUUAAAGACUAAUGCAGCCUAAAAUAGGUAGGCAAAAAAGUGACGUGUACCUGCAGUACAAGGGAUAGGUCAGACUACAGAUUCCUCAUCUUCUGAUUUAAAGCAGCUAGUAUCUGAAGUCUAUAUUUAAAGUUUUAAGAGAGCUGACAAUCUUACCUUUGUCAUCUCUUCUGGGUAUGUUUUGUUAGUAAUGCUAGAAUGUUGAUGAGAGUAUUUUUUUAAAAUAAAUCCCCAGUGUGAAAAAAAAAAAAAAAAUUCACAUUGCUGCUCUUGCUGGAUUUGUAUUUGCUUUGCCCCAUCCUGAAAGGGAAAGAAGAAUGUCUGCAGGUUGUCUUAAGUUGUAACGGAUGUCCUGAUGGUUUAACUGCAAUGUCUGGUAAGUGCUCUGGGCUGGAGGAAUACCAAAAUGUGCUAGGGCUGUUUUAUAGUAAUACUUUUCCGGGGGCGGGGCGGGGAAGGCAAAACAUACAACUGAACUCUUACAUGUUGUAUAAAAAUACCUUUUGGAAAGGAGGGUGUGCUCCUUAAGUUAAAGUAAGACUGAUGACUGAAGUUGAUGCUUUGAAAUGUGUAGGGUGAGUGAAAACAGUCCCCUUGCUGAGAUGAUGCAGUUCCUAGAGAAGCACUGAGCCAGAAAUCUGCACUGCCCCUUUUCACUGAGACAAACUGCUGCUGUCCCUCCCGCCCCGGUGGCAGUUCUGGGCAGAGGGUUUUGUGCAAGCACCAGCAUUGAAUUUGAGGUUGGCACAGCACCUGCAUCCACAGGGGACAGCCCAGGUUUAUGCUGGAGUUUCCUUCCACAGCUGCUAACAACAGCUUGAACUCUACCAGCUGUAUCCAUAUGCAAUGAUGAAAAUAUAAGUGAAGUACAAGGUUAAAAUAAUCAAGCUUUUAAAAUCCUCCCAUGUGCUGGAAAGGAGAACUUGCUUUAAAUAAGGUUUUCUGCAUCAUCUUUCUUAAAAGCAGAAUUGAAACUGCUGGGGGGUGGACAUGUCAUCUGAAGCAAAGUCUGAGAAGAGCUGGAACUAUGGCUUGCUCUCGUUUCCCCUCAGCAUUUGGCAUGGCACAGGUCCUGUGCUGGCUGGUCACUCCAGCCAUUCCUGUGCCACCGCAGGGAAUACUGACUGCUGUUCCGUGUUAGCUGCUAACCCCUUUCCAGUUCCAGACACUGGUGAACAAUAAGCUUGUCAAACAAAUGCAAUUUUUUUAUUACUCAGUUCUUUAUAAAACCAGGUGCCAUCUCUUCACAAGCUGUAGUUUUUCUUCAGGAGGAGACUGUACAAAAAUGGCUACGCACUGACUGGGGGCUUGGUUGAGGGAGAAUUUCUCUCCCCCUAUAAAUUGUGUACAGUUAAAUAUAUAUUUCUUACAAAAGAGCAUUUCCCCUCCAUAAUAUGUCCCACAAGGACUUGAUAAGAAAUUCAAGCUAUAAUCCAUUGCUGCUGUUCCACCUUUUCCACUCUUGGGAUUGUGGUUUUGUUUGUUCAGAAUUUUUUUUUGUGUUGAAUUGAAAAACAGACAUAGAAGAAGCUACCGACUACUGUUUACAGACUGAAAAAAAUACUGCUUUUGUACUACUGGGAUCAUGAGCUUCGAUCCUUUUACAGAUUUCCUCAACUCUGCUUAAAACCAGUGUCUAAUAUAGGUAAAGGUCAGAAGUCCUACCCUGCUUUCUCUACAUAAAGGACAAGAUGUACAAUGAUGUUUGUGUUGCCUGUCAUUUUUGUACUUUUUAACUGUUCAAAAAUCGCAUUUAUAUUUUGCAGUCAUUGAUAAUCAUGAUUUUAUUUUAACUGCUAGUAGUCUUAAAGGGGUGAUUUUUUUGUUGUUGUUGUCUUUAUAUCUGCAGCCUUAUCUGAACUUUCUCUUCCUUGGUUAUUCACUGUUAAUUUAUGACUGUAGGAGAUUUGUAUGCCUCAGCCUUCUUUGGAUUUAAGUGACACAACUGCAACUGAUCUGCUUUAAACUGGAUGGGUUUAUAAUUUAUAUAAAAGUCAGUUUCGUUAAAAAUCAGUA